ACGGAAGAAACAGAAAAGAAAUCUGAUGGAGAAGAAAAUGUAAAUGAAGAAACAGAAAGUGAAGAUGUGAAACCUGAAACGGAAGAAAUUAAAGAUAAAUCUGAUGAAAAGCCUGAAGAAAAAGUCGCUAAAGAAAGUGAUAAAGGCGAUGCGGCGAAGAGCGAAAAUGAUCCGGAAGAGAACCAAACGGAAGGAAAUGCGAAAACUGCAGAAAUUGCGGUUGAAGAGGGAAAUAGUGCCGAUAAGGAAGAAAAUGAUGAAGAUGAGUCCAAUACUUCAGAAGUAGACAACAAUGAAACUGAAACAGAUAAAGAAGAAGUGAAAGACGAGCCAAAUAAAGUAGAAAACAGCGAGAACUCGAAACAUGUUAACAAUGGAACAGAAAGGCAAGCCCCUGAUGCGAGUACAGAUGAAAAGGAUACAAACGAAGAAAAUUUAAACGAAGCUAUAGAAGAUCGAGGAAAGGAAACCAAAGCGGUUGAAGACAGCGAUGUGGAAGAUAAAGGGAAAACGCAUGAAGAAAUAGGAAAUGUAGAUAAUAUUGAAGAAGAGGAAAAUGAGAGUGGAGAAGAUGAAGAUAGUAAAAGUGAAAACGAAAAAGAUAAGAAAGCAGAAAAUUUAGAUCUAGCGAAAGAAGAUGAAAAGGAAGUUGAAACAACAGACACAAUAGAAGCUGAUAAAACUGCAGAAAAGAAAUCGGAAUCUAUCCUUGAUGACGAAAAGGAAACUGAAACGAGCGAAGAAGACCCACAAAAAGAAUAAGUCGAAUGAUUAAUAUGUAUUUACAAUAAUAGAAUUCGUCGAGCGGCAGACUGUUUAGCACAUCGUUAACUUAAUUUAAUGCUUCAUUUCCAUUCACAGUUUCUUCCGAGUACCGCAUCCAAACCCUCACUGCUUAUCCUCGUUCAGCAGCAAAAUGUGUAGAUCCCAACAAGAGGUUGCGGUAUUCUUCUGGAGGAUGUCUUAAUUGAGAG
Messenger RNA from Rhagoletis zephyria (snowberry fruit fly), 974 nucleotides. Its product is annotated as ABC transporter F family member 4-like. NCBI's taxonomy places the organism in Eukaryota, Metazoa, Arthropoda, Insecta, Diptera, Tephritidae. The record is from RefSeq and is a predicted model, not a curated record.